AGAAAACUUCAAAAAGAUUGCAACAGCACUUCCCGGAUUGUAGAAGAUACACAAUUCGGAACGCAGGUAACACACUUUCAAACAUGAAAAAUAUAAGCUUAGAAAAGUCCAUUUGAAAAACUAAAAUAGAAUACACUGUUUGCUACGCACUGCCCCUCCGCUCAGUCAGAAAUAAAGUAGUGGGUGAAUCCAGAAAGGCUCACAACAGUAAUCAGAGUAACCGGUGAAGUGAUACUUUCAAAUUGUGAUAAAGGUGGUAAAUAAAAAAAGAGGGGGGGCCGUCGAAACAUGACUUAAGGGGGGGAACGGGGGAUUGCAAAAAUAGGGCGAUAUCGUCAACUGAAAGGUCCCAAAGGCCGUGAAGGGGAACGAACAAACGAGUGGUGAAUCGAGGCGGGUGCAGUGCGCGCUGUGAGCAUUCAUGGCCUAUCUAACAUGUCGUUGAGCGAUGUGCGAUGCCGAGUUUCUAAUACAAGGCCGUCUGGGACUUUGUCGAAUGCGCCGGUUGGCUACAAAUCAGCCUGCUUCUCGGAGCUCAAUAUGCUCUACUGCAGGUGCAGCCUGACAGCCUUGGCACCGCGGGGGAAGGCAGUUUGCUUUUCCCGGUGUGCGAUCGCCAAGUACUUCCGCACCCGUACUUGUUGUAAUUAGAGGACGAGCUAUUCCCGGAUUCUUGGUCAGACAUGGUAGAAGCUUCGCAUCCUCCGGGAGAAAAAUGUGGUGGUGUGCAUAAGUGCUGCGCCGAGGCCGUUGGUCUUCGCAUUCUUAUUGCUUGUGUCGUCACGGACCGUGAAGUCGUUGGAUCCCUUCCACCUACAGGGCCAGUACAUGAAGCAGGCCUUGAUGGUCUCUUCCGGAUGAGCGCAUCACAGCAACCGAGUCUGUAGACUUCGAGCCCACUCAGACACAGCUUCGCAUCUCUGCCCAUACUAGCUCGACCAGGUGGCCAUGAGGACUUCGGGCGCAGUAUCCAGCAUGAAGGCCGCAGCUUGCGUUGGCAUGGCCGCCUUGAUGGCGCUGAGCGUCCUGCCUUGCGUGGUGGGAGCGCCGUACGGGUGGAGUGAGGCGCAUAUCACGUACUACGGAACAGCUAGUGGCGGUGGCACGCAGGGAGGCGCCUGCGGGUAUCCGAACACCUUUGCGAUGGGAUACGGGGCGAUGACCGCAGCGUUGAGUUAUCCUCUGUUCCAGGGCGGAAAGGCAUGCGGCGGGUGCUAUCAGUUGCGGUGCAAGUGGGUGACGCCAACCCGAACCGUGCACAACUGGUGCUGGAGCUACUCUCGCACCAUCACCGUGACCGCAACAAACUCGUGCCCUCCAGGGUCGCACGGAGGUUGGUGCAACUGGAGACCUCACUUCGACUUGCCAAUGCCUGCUUUCCUGACGCUGGCACGGCGUGAGGGAGGAGUGGCUCCGGUGUAUUACAGGAAGGUCCGGUGCGCGAAGCGCGGCGGAAUUCGGUUCACCAUCGGAGGCAACCCGUACUUCUUGAUGAUCCUGAUUCACAACGUGGGAGGGGCGGGCGAUUUGAAGGCAGUGAAGGUCAGGGGAGGAAACGGAUAUUGGGUGCCCAUGUGGCGCAACUGGGGCGCGCUGUGGACAUGCAAAACGAGGAUGAGCGGAGCACUGUCUUUCCAGAUUACGACGGGCGACGGGCGCACUUUGACGACUUACAAAGCCGUGGGCGGGUACUGGAGGUUCGGACAGACCUGGGAAGGAUCCCAGUUCAGGUAGGUAGAUUGUAGCGGACCUCGACGCUGAGCGCAGCAUCGGUGGCGACAGUCGCUGCGACUGAUGGGGAAAUGGCGUCGCUCCGCGGUCCGAGAUGGGCGUGCAAAAACUGGACGGCCAUCCGUCCGUGCGAAGCGGAUCUCGCAGUCAUCAUGGACGAGACGACAACGUAGAAAGAGUGGGUUAAGUGUACCAAUAGUGUUCAUUCUGGGGAGCGCAACUAACUGUAGCGGUUUAGGAUACUUGGAACCAACGGAUUCCGCUGGGCGAUUGUAAAUGGAUUAAAUGAUUGGGGUACCUAGUCUCGUAUUCAGGGACAUGUAUCUGGAAUAAAACAGUCAAGCACCAUCGUUUGAUAACAGAAGUUUGGAAGACU
Messenger RNA from Physcomitrium patens, 2107 nucleotides. The record is from RefSeq and is a predicted model, not a curated record. Lineage: Eukaryota; Viridiplantae; Streptophyta; Bryopsida; Funariales; Funariaceae.